ACUAGUCUAAUGUGAUCCAGCUAUCUGUCUAAUAUACCACGCAGCUCACCGCAUUAUGUAGCUUUUGGUGAUUUGUUUAUGACAGUUUACGAGCUGUGUAAAAUUGUCAUAAUAAGGAUCAUGUCAUAUGAUCUAGCUAGCUGACAGCAUUGCCUGUGUUGUAUAGACAUAGAGCUGUCAUUCUCUAAUUUAUUUGCAGUUGUAUUAGUUGUUGCAAUAUUGUAUCCUGAAACUGAACUAAAGUUACUUAAGAAGCAUGAAGUUACGGGUGAGAUUGAACAAACAGACCAGCCGCUUGGCGCUGGAGGGAGAGGACCCAGCGCUCUCGGAGCUGUGCGUCCACAUCAGGGAGCACCUUUUGCCGUCCUGUGGCCUCAGCCCAGAAGCGGAGUUCACUCUCUCCCUCAAUGGAGCGGAGUCACUCUCAGACACGGGGCAGACCCUCUCCUCCUGCGGCAUCGUUUCGGGGGAUUUGAUCUGCGUGAUUCUGCACCAGCCUAGUCCUGCGGCCUCGCCCGUGACCCCCGCCCCCGGCAUCAGCAGCCCCGUCCCAGCGAGGGAGCCUCACGAGGAGAUCAGGCGCCCGGAGUUGCCCAGCACCAGUGGGUGUCAGGUGGAAAUGAAGGAGGCGGAGCAUGAUCAGGAGGCGGAGCAGCACUACCAGGAGGCGGAGCUAGAGGAGGAACAGGGGGCGGAGACUGGCCCUUUCAACCCAGGGCCAAUGCUGUGCAGCGAAACGGAGAAUGGGGAGGUGCCCCACGCCCUGGAGGUUCUGUGCCACGGAGCCGAGUGCCAGGGCCCGUUUGAUUCGCUGGUGGUUGCCGCGCACCUGCUUAUGAUGGAGACGGGAUUUGUUCCCCAGGACGCAGAGGGGAGGCCUGGUGUGAUGCCGGCGGGGUGGAGAGCAGCGGGGGGGCUGUACAGACUGCAGUACACCCACCCCCUCUGUGAGCACAGCCUGGCUGCGCUGGUGGCGGUGCCCAUGGCCAACAUGCUGGUGUUUAACGCCUCUCUGAAGGUGAAUGAGGCCGUGGACAACGCCAGGAAGCUGCUGCUGAAGCCGUCCUCGUACGUCACGGAGGAGUGGAGGGGGGAGAACGUUGCUGUUGUCUACAAAGACUUGAAGAAGCUUUCUCGCACUUUCAAAGACCAGCUGGCGUACCCUUUGAUUGCGUCAGCGAGACAAGCCAUGAACUUGCCGGCGGUGUUCGGGCUGACGGUGCUGCCGCCGGAGCUGCUGCUGCGGGUGCUGCGGCUGCUGGACGCGGGGUCGGUGCUGUCCCUGUCCGGCACCUGCCGGGAGCUGUACGGCGCCGCCGCCGACCCCUCCCUGUGGAGACACCUGUACCACCGCGACUUCAGGGAUCAAAUUAACAGACCAAGAAACACAGACUGGAAAGAGCUCUACAAAAAGAAGUACAAGCAGAGGAGGGAGGCGAUGCUCUUCCGACGCACCAGGCUGUGCACUCCGGGCCCCCCGUGGCCCCUGAUCUACCAACCCUUCCCCUUCAUCCCCCAGCCCCCCCUCUACCCCCCCGGCAUCAUCGGCGGAGAGUACGACCAGACGCCUGCCCUCCCCCACGGCAUCUUGCCCCGCCCAUACUUCGACCCCAUUGGCCCACACCACAGGCGUAACCCCGGCAACAGGGGUUCUUUUGGCUGGAGACCGCAAGGGCCCAUGGGAAACCGGUCUUCGGACAUCAGGCGAGGAUUCAUUUAAAACCGUCACCAAGGAGACGCUUUUCUUUUUAGUUUUUUGUGCCAGAAUUCAGUGCAGCAACAACCCGCUUCUGACUUGAUUCUUCAGAUUUUGUUGAAAUGCAGUGGGGCCAAAUGUUAUUUCAGUUAUAGCAGUGCACUGGCACGGUUCAUCCUGUUGGGAUUGGAAGUCAGAGUCAGUCUAAUCCAUUGUGGAUCCUGAAAACAUCACAGCCCCUAUCAAUGUGCAUUGCUUCCUGUUCUUGGAAUUUGCACAGUUAACUCAAAUAUUAACCCUCUGCAGUGAUUACGUCUUUCAAACUUUCUACCAGCAACAGCUAAAGUAGCUCCAGCUCACCCAGGAGAGGCUCAAACUCCUCACGGGCCCCCGCAUAACUCAUCAGUAGAUACACGGUUGUGUAACCGUGUAAUCCACCAUGAAGGUCUGUGAAACAGGUAGCUGUGUGCCUGAGUUUGACUUUUCACUUUACUUAUUUUCCAUAAGAAAACCUGAAAUAAAACAAAAAGUUUUCCAGUUUGCUGGUUUACGUAUAUCUGUUGUUUCAGUGGUCCUAUGAAAGACAAUCGCAUCAAUAUGGCAAAACAUGGUCUAAUUAUGGACAGAGUACAUUUAGAGUACUUCCUAACCACUCAACAAAUUAAUAUUGGAAUUUAUUUUUUAUUUUUUAUUUUCUCCCGUAAAACAUACUGGAAUUACUUGAAUAUAUACAGACCUACAGAUUUAUCAUGGUAAAUGUGUACCCAGCAAAUGCAUGCUAGUGUAACUUGGCAGCGACCAUAGUGAGGCAUAAGCCAGCAUAAAUCAAACUGAAUUUUCUAUUUAACAACAUUAAAAUUAUGCAAUUGAACUUAA
Messenger RNA from Anguilla anguilla (European eel), 2572 nucleotides. RefSeq names its product F-box protein 7 (gene fbxo7). NCBI's taxonomy places the organism in Eukaryota, Metazoa, Chordata, Actinopteri, Anguilliformes, Anguillidae. Bases 257 to 1720 code for a protein of 487 amino acids. Gene Ontology annotation, molecular function: protein kinase binding. The record is from RefSeq and is a predicted model, not a curated record. Gene Ontology annotation, biological process: positive regulation of autophagy of mitochondrion; autophagy of mitochondrion. The transcript has 10 exons.